Chrysochloris asiatica (Cape golden mole) is the source of this 3810-nucleotide messenger RNA. RefSeq names its product RAB11 family interacting protein 1 (class I) (gene RAB11FIP1). Lineage: Eukaryota; Metazoa; Chordata; Mammalia; Afrosoricida; Chrysochloridae. Gene Ontology annotation, molecular function: small GTPase binding. Gene Ontology annotation, cellular component: intracellular membrane-bounded organelle. The record is from RefSeq and is a predicted model, not a curated record. Gene Ontology annotation, biological process: regulated exocytosis. Bases 1 to 3810 code for a protein of 1269 amino acids. The transcript is spliced from 6 exons.
AUGUCCCUGGCGGCCUCGGCGGGCCGGGGCCCGGGGACCUUGUGGUCCCCGACCCACGUGCAGGUGACGGUAUUGCAGGCACGGGGUCUGAGGUCCAAGGGCCCUGGGGGCACGAGCGACGCGUAUGCGGUGAUCCAGGUGGGCAAGGAGAAGUACGCCACCUCGGUAUCCGAACGCAGCCUGGGCGCGCCAGUGUGGCGAGAGGAAGCCACCUUCGAACUGCCACCGCUGCUGUCCGCCGGGGCCGCACCCGCGUCCGCCGCCACCCUGCAGCUCACCGUGCUGCAUCGCGCGCUGCUCGGCCUUGACAAGUUUCUGGGUCGCGCAGAGGUGGACCUGCGGGAGCUACACCGGGACCAGGGCCGCAGGAAGACCCAGUGGUACACCUUGAAAUCCAAACCAGGAAAGAAGGAUAAAGAGCGAGGAGAAAUUGAGGUUGACAUCCAGUUUAUGAGAAAUAACAUGACUGCUAGCAUGUUUGACCUUUCCAUGAAAGAUAAGUCUCGGAACCCAUUUGGAAAACUGAAGGACAAGAUCAAGGGGAAGAAUAAGGAUAGUGCGUCAGAUAGUGCUUCCGCCAUCGUCCCCAGCAGGACGCCCUCAGCCGACAGUGAUGAUGAAUCUCCUACAAAAGAUAAGAAAAAGAAGUCAAAGAUCAAGACUUUGUUCUCCAAGUCUAAUUUGCAGAAAACACCCCUCUCACAAUCCAUGUCUGUUCUGCCGACUUCCACGUCAGACAAAGUGUUGCUUCGUCCUGGAGACUUUCAGUCCCGGUGGGGAGAUGACGAGAAUGAGGACGAGUCCUCUUCUGCCUCUGACAUCAUGACUCACAAGAGAACAGCAAGUGCAGAUCCCAAGCAACUGAACCAGAUUAACUUCAGCCUACCCAAGAAAGAAGGACUCUCUUUUCUCGGUGGCCUUCGGUCUAAGAAUGACACCCUUUCCCGCUCUAAUGUCUGUAUCAAUGGGAACCAUGUGUACUUGGAGCAGCCAGAAUCUAAGAGCGAGACCAAGGACAGCAGCCCAUCCUCCUCCCCAUCACCCCAGGGCUUCAGGAGGAAGCAUUUGUUCUCAUCCACUGAAAACCUCGCUCCUCGGUCAUGGAAGGAACCUGGGGAAGUAGGUGGAAUGGGUUCUGACAGGCAGCUCACAGAGUCGUCCACAAAAGACUCUUUGAAAUCCAUGUCUCUGCCAUCCUAUCGACCACUGGCCAGCGGGGACACUAGGGGAAACACGGCCUCGGUGAGCUCUGAGGCUGCAAAAGAAACCAAAGAGAGCAAGAAGCCGGAGAAUAAGAAGUCCUCUUUGCUUUCUCUGGUAACUGGAAAGAAGGACGCGGCUAAGGGCAGUGACAGUGAAAGCCCUCCUACUGUCCCGGGGAAGGAGAAGGAAGGUGCGCUCCCAGAAAUUAAACCAAGGGUGGACAGGUCAGAGCCUGUUAAGGACCUUAUGAAAAAGUCUGAGAAAGAUACUCCAGCUUUUGUCUCCGGACGGGGUAAAUCUCUGAACCCUUUUGAAGAAAUGCAGAUCACAGAGUCAGAAGCUGAGCCAGAGUCCAAAUCUGAACCUAAGCCACCCAUCCCUUCACCGAGGGCUCCCCAGACCAAAGCCGUCAAACCCCGACUGGAAGAGUCUCCAGAGGCUCAACCCAAAGCCAGGCUACUAACUCCUUCCCCUGACCCACCUCUCCUUUUGUCUGCUCUCUCUUCCAGUUCUGGUCAGACCCUUCUCCCUUCUGAACUGGGACAUGAUUCAGAGGCACAGUCCUCUGAAAGUCCUUCUACUGCCUUCUCUUUCCCAUCUCCCAUAGUGGCUCCCAUUUCCACAUCUACUCCUAUUGAAAGCUGGCCUUACACAGACAAGAGCCAGGGCAGUUCUGAAGAACCAUCUUUGUAUCUUAAAGCAGAGUUGUUGCAAAAGGAGAGUAUAACACAAGCUCCAAAAACUAGUUCUUCUGCCUUGGGAUCACUUUCUGAACAGCUACCCAUUCCACUGUGUACAGGGACAGAAGUGUCUCUAAUGGAGAAAGCCAGUGAGCCAGACACAGAAAAGAAUGCCCACAAUGAGGAGCACCCUGAAGUGGGACAAGAAGAGGAGCUUUUGAGGUUCUUCCCCCAAAAGCAAGAUGACAUCCCUUCGUCUGAAGAGGCCCAGGAAAAAACAUCGGCCCUUUCAGUCAGAAAUGGCAGAACUGGAAGCUCAGCAGGGAAGCCUUGGAUGGGGGAAAACACAGACAGGGAGACUCAGUCUAGAUCUUUGGUGGAGAACAAAGUUAGAGAAAGUGAGGUAAAUUCUGCAAUUAAUGAAGUGGUACCUUCUCUUAAAAUAGAUGAAUCGGUUCCUCCGCUUGACUCGUUGACACAGAAAUAUGAAGAGGUAAAUCUGCCUGCCAGCAAAGGCCAAAAGAAAGCCAAGAAGUGUGUGUCGUUUUCUGAAGAGCUUGUCACAGAAGAGGAGGUGGAGAAGUCUACCGGAUGGGUAGAGGAGGACAGAAAUCCCCAGGAGCUGAACCAGGAAGGGACUGCUGCUGGAAGUGUGUGUGACAGGGAGUCUCCGGAGUUUCCCCACACAGAAGAUUCAGAGAAGAAAGCUGUGGCUGAACACAGGCUGAUGAACUGUGGAGUGUUGGCUCCCAUGGCAGGUGAUGAGGAACGUUUCUCAGAAGACCCCAUAAGUGAAGCAAGCUCAGAGAAAGACACUCCACUCAUUAGGACUGAGGGAGAUGAUGCUCUGAUGGAGCAGUAUCAGAGUAAAGCCAGUGACCAUGAAGGCCUAUUGUCUGAUCCCCUGAGUGAUCUUCAGUCUGCUGCAGAUGUUGAAUCUCCAGUCAUGGCAGAUCUGUACUUAACCCUCCCUUCCAUUCCUGAAGUUGCAUCAGAUGAUGAAAGAGUAGACCAGGUUGAAGAUGUCAGAGAGACAGCAAGGGUGGCAGCUCCAGAAGUAGGAGCUUCCUCCUCGAACACAUUACCUCCCUGUCCUGAGAAGAAAAAGGGACCAAGUGGUGAAGAUAGUCCCACAGUGACUGCAGAGAGCCCACAUGACCUCAGAUCGAAAGCGUUCAAGGCAUCUGUUACAGCUUCUUCAGAGCAAACUACAGUUUUAGGAAUUCAUAAACCACUUCUUGGCAAGAGCUCAAGCUUGGAUAAACAGCUGCCAGGCCCUUGUGGUGGUGGUGAGGAAGAAAAACUGGAGGGAAAUGGGAGGCCGAGCCAGCCUCCUGACACAUCCUUGGACUCUCCUGUUUCCAAUCCCUCCCUUUCUGAGCCCUUUUCUGCCACACACUCUUUACCUAGUUCUCCACAUUCUAACACUCACCACACUAGCACAGCAGAAUCUCAAAAAAAAGCAACAGCAGAGGGCUCCGCUGCUAAAGUUGAAAAUUCUGGCAAGAGGAAGCCGCUUCUUCAGGCCUGGGUCUCACCCUCAGAGACACAUCCAGUCUCAGCUCAGCCAGGCACUGGAACUGGGUCAGCCAAGCACAGGCUUCAUCCUGUGAAGCCAAUGAACACAACAGCCAUGAAGGUUGCUAACUCCAGUUUGGGAACCGCUACCAUCAUCAGUGAGAACUUGAUCAAUGAAGCCGUAAUGAAGAAAUACAAUCCCUCGGACCCUGCUUUUGCUUACGUGCAGCUGACCCAUGAUGAGCUGAUCCAGUUGGUCCUCAAACAGAAGGAAACAAUCAGCAAGAAGGAGUUUCAGGUUCGAGAGCUGGAAGACUAUAUAGAUAAUCUGCUAGUCAGAGUUAUGGAAGAAACCCCUAACAUCCUCCGUGUUCCAGCUCAGGUCGGCAAAAAGGCAGGAAAGAUGUGA